Messenger RNA from Styela clava, 2164 nucleotides. Its product is annotated as ubiquitin carboxyl-terminal hydrolase MINDY-2-like. NCBI's taxonomy places the organism in Eukaryota, Metazoa, Chordata, Ascidiacea, Stolidobranchia, Styelidae. The record is from RefSeq and is a predicted model, not a curated record. Gene Ontology annotation, biological process: protein K48-linked deubiquitination. Gene Ontology annotation, cellular component: cell periphery; cytosol. Gene Ontology annotation, molecular function: cysteine-type carboxypeptidase activity; cysteine-type deubiquitinase activity; K48-linked deubiquitinase activity.
AUAUAAUUUCUGAAUUUAUAGUAAAAAUAUAUCAAAUAAAGAAGCGUUUAAUGUAAAUGUUCAAGUGGUAGUUAUACUGUUAUAUAUAUUGUACAUUGGUGAAUAUUUAAAUUGAUGAAAAUCUUCAUCUUUGAUUUGGAAAAAUCAAUGUUGUACUGAAUAAUAUAUAAAUUAUCAUGGAGGAAAAAACAUUUACUGAUCAAAGUAAUGGAGAGACUGUUGUUAAACGAGUUUUUGAAGAUGCCGAUAACACAAGCUCAGAGCCAACAACUAGCGAACACACGCAACAAGUUACUGUUGAAGCAGAUGCUAUCACCGAUGAAAAUAAUGAUGUAAAUCGUAGUUCAACAGCUGAACAAGUUACUGCUGAAACAGACGCUAUCGAUAAUAUGAAUAGUAGUUCAAUUGCAGCUAAAAAAGAUGAUAUGCAAAGUCUGUAUCAUGUAAAAUGGAUUAGUUGGAGAAAUGAAAGAACCCCCAUUGUGACACAGAAUGAGAAUGGACCAUGUCCUUUACUUGCAAUAUUUAACGUACUAUUGUUAUCAAGAAAGGUAACACUUGGAAGCGAUGUUGAAAUCAUGACUUCUAACCAAAUAACUGCACAUGUUGCUGAUGUGAUAUGGGAAAAUAUGCCAAGAGAAUUACCAGAUGAAGAACGAUUAAAUUAUGAGCAGAAUGUCUCAGAUGCAAUGUCUGUAUUUCCAAAUCUUCAAACAGGAUUAGACGUUAAUGUGAAAUUUUCAACUGUUGCAUCAUUUGAAUAUACACCGGAAUUAACUGUUUUUGAUCUAUUGCGAAUACCAUUAUAUCAUGGAUGGCUAGUUGAUCCCCAGGAUUCUCGAGCUUGUGAUAUUAUAGGGAACAACAGCUACAACCAAAUAGUUGAAAAAAUUGUAAAUUGUUUAUCAAGCGAAAAUGAAACUACAGUUGAAAAAGGUUUGAUUGCACAGCAAUUCCUCGAGUCUUCUGCUUCUCAAAUUACCUGCCACGGCAUUGUAUCUCUCUGUGAACAAAUGAAUUCCGGAGAUCUUGCAGUUCUAUUUCGGAACAAUCAUUUUUCUACAUUAUACAGACACAAGGACGAACUAUUUACUCUAAUUACUGAUUUUGGAUUUUUGCAAGAAUCCAAUGUUGUUUGGGAAACUUUAUCUGGUGUCCACGGCGACUCAAAUUUUGUAGAUGGCAACUUCUUAAAUACUCCACCUAAAACUGAAACUUCAAACAGUCCGCAAAAUACAGAUUAUGAUUUGCAGAUUGCUUUGAGUAUGCAACAAGACAUGCCAGAAACUGCUUCAGCUCCACAAAAAUCAGAUUACGAAUACGCAUUGCAAUUACAUGAAGAAGAGCUGAGGGAACAGCGGCGAAGUCCAUCAGGUUCUGCUCAUGCAGUUCAGCCGAGACCUCAAACGGCACAAGCAUCACCCAGUAGGGGCACUGACCAUCGACCAGCUCGUCCUACGAGUGCACCGCACUCCACACAUGUCAAUGAAAACUCUAAUAAUAAGAAUUGCAUCAUUUUAUAGCAUUUGUCAUAUCAAGUCUCCUCAAUGACGGGACCGGGUAUUUUUCAACUAAUAGUACCAUACCAUAUAGUGUAGUAUGUUGUUCAAAUGUUAUAAAAUAUAUUAUCACAAUUGAGACUUUCUGUAAAGCAGUAGGAUCUACAUUUUUGGUUUGAAUUUCGGUAGUAUGAGAUGCUUUUUAACCUGUUUAUUUUUUAAGAAGGACAAUAGUGAUUUACAAAAGCAGUUCUUUCUGUAAUAUGGAAGGCUCACAUCUGUCAAUUUUGUAAUCUGACUGCUUUAAUGGAACUGGAUGUCGCAAGCAAGCGGAAACCAAGAAAAUGUCAAUGCAUGACAUAUGAAUGUAAAAGAAGCUUGCUAGACGCUCUAGUCUUAGCCUAUGUCACGCUAGCAUGUAAAUCAUUUAUGAUUAUGUGAUAUAGUUUCCCAGAUGCUCUAUGUUGAAAUACAUGGCUCCCAGGAUUCUUCAAAAUCCCCAAAGCAGUAUUAUUGUUCUCCUCGGCUCUUGGUGUGAAUUGGUAUACCAUUAUAAAUAUUGGGAUUAUUACGAAGUUUUUUUUUAUGUUAGUUUGAAUGUUGAAGUAUAUUAUGAUCCUGUGUUUAUGCUCUUAAUAUAUUAUAUUAAAUUUUGUGACUGUAAA